Molecule: messenger RNA, 7994 nt
Organism: Nematolebias whitei (Rio pearlfish)
Lineage: Eukaryota; Metazoa; Chordata; Actinopteri; Cyprinodontiformes; Rivulidae
Gene: ptpn13
Product: protein tyrosine phosphatase non-receptor type 13
Exons: 48
Coding region: 1-7641 (2546 amino acids)
Biological process (GO): peptidyl-tyrosine dephosphorylation
Cellular component (GO): nucleus; cytoplasm; cytoskeleton
Molecular function (GO): protein tyrosine phosphatase activity; phosphatidylinositol 3-kinase regulatory subunit binding
Source: RefSeq, a predicted model, not a curated record
AUGCACGUGUCUCUGGCAGAAGCCUUGCAGGUUCGAGGAGGCCCGCUCCAGGAGGAGGAGGUGUGGGCUGUGCUCAGUCAGAGCGCAGAGAGCCUCCAGGAUCUCUUCCAUAAAGACCCUGCUGCCAUGGCCUUCAUCAUCUCGCCCUGGUCUCUGCUGCUCAUGCCCUCUGGCAAUAUUUCGUUUGCAGACGAGUACGUCACCCAACAAGACUUGAGAGCUUUCACAGCUCCAGAAGUCCUGGAAGGGUCCUCCUUGAAUUCAGUUUCUGACAUAGAAAAGACGCACAUGUAUUCUUUGGGGAUGACUUUAUUCUGGGGUGCAGACUAUGAGAUUCCCCAGAGUCAGCCUAUGAAGCUGGGGGAGCACCUAAACAGUCUACUCCUCAACAUGUGUGAUGAUGUUACAGUAAGUCGAAUGUCGCUGCGCACGGUGCUGGACAUCAGCAGCAAACGCAUCAGAAACUCCAACUGUGACCCUCCCUUCUCCUACGUCAGAAAACUGGUUCGGCUGGUGCUUGGCAGCCUCUCUCAGCUGGAUGGUCUGGUGACAGAUAGAGAGUCCCUUCCAGAGCGAAGUAAGGAGAUUCGAGAAAGAUUGAGGGGCAAAGGUUUGCCAUCUGGGAGGAGUGCCGCCCCCAGGGUUCUGGGUCGCUACAGAGCCAAAAUUCAGGAACAAACGUCUCUUAACCGGGGCCUCAGUCGGUCUAUGGGUGCACUGCCAAUCCAGGAUAUGCUGAAGGGGGAUGAGGGUGCUGUCCCACAAUCCCUGUCUGAUUAUCAGACUAACUCUGAAUCCUCCACAGAAUUCUACUCCAGGACGCCCUCACUGCAGCACGAGCUUUCCUAUCCCUAUAUGCACCCUCUUUACCUCCAGAUGAAGGGCCAGCCUGUGGAAUUGGACCGUAGGUCUUUGCCCUUCUUAAGUGGGGACCGGGGGCCAAGUCAGCCCAGAAAGACCUGGGCUUCCUCUGUGGAUUUGGCUCGCAUUGAUCCAGAAGCACUUCGUUUUGGGGCUUUGGAGGAUGCUCGUAGAGGCAGCAGUGCCUUAAGUACUCGCUCUGUAGGCAGACACAAAAUGCCUUUGUCAACACCCAAGGAGUUGGACUAUGGGUUCUCUGAGUUUGGUGGGCUGCAGAAUAGGAGACCUCAUAACUUCUCAGCCCUGUCUGUUGGCUCUGGACUUCCUGAUGCUUAUGACAGGGUGAAAGAAAGACAAAGAAAACUUGAGGCGCUGCAACAAGCAGUUGAUGACCCUGUCCACACUUACCAAAGGUACCACAGUGAUUACAGCUCAUCCAGUGAAAGCCCCUCAGUGACCUCUGAUCCAGACUACAGACAAGCUAAGAGGCCCGGUGAGGUGGCAAGGUUCGGCUCUCAGCUGGCACUUUCAUCAGAACAUGACCCCCUGUCACUGGCUGGUCACAACCUAAACAGACACAGGCAAAAUGAUGGAACAGCUGAUGAAGGUCUGGUUGGAGCUGAGUUGCUCCUGCAGAGACAAGAGGAGGUGGAGCGGCUCCAGACACACCUGGCCAAAAGGCUGUCCAGGGCCAACUUCCACCCUUCAGAUGAGCCAUCGUUAAUUGACCCCCAAGACCCCUUCAACACUUCCUCUAUAUCGCUUCGCAGAAGCAAGAACUUUCUUGGACCAGAGUUUGUGAAGAUGGCCAGUGAGUCUUGCAUCUCCUUAACCGUGCCCUCUUCAAUAAUGAAGCGUGGAAAGGUGGAAGAAGUGAGGAGGAACGUGGGUGUGGUGCUGCUAAAUGGCCAAAAACUGGAGCUGAGCUGUGACAUCAAGGCAGUUUGUAAAGAUGUUUUUGAUAUGGUGGUGGCUCACAUCGGACUUGUGGAGCACCACCUCUUCGGCCUUGCUUACCUCAAAGAAAAUGAGUUUUUCUUCGUUGAUUCUGAUGCCAAACUCCUUAAAGUGGCCCCAGAUGGAUGGAAGGAGGAUCCUAAGAAAAGACGAUCUGAUGUGCCCUUUACCCUUUUCUUGCGCAUCAAAUUCUUCCUCGAUGAUGUUAACCUCAUACAACAUGCUAUGACUAAACAUCAGUACUACCUGCAGCUGAGGAAGGAUAUCUUAGACGAAAGAAUGCGCUGCAGUACAGAAAAUGCCUUGCUACUGGCUUCACUGGCACUGCAAGCUGAAUUUGGGGACUACCAACCUGAGCUCCAUGGGAAGACUUAUUUCCGACUGGAGCACUACAUGCCAGUGUCUGCAUUGGAUAAGGUGGACCAGACAACCCUUAAGGAAGAACUGCCAAAACUUCACAGCAACUACUACGGAGCAUCAGAUACUGAAGCAGAGUUUGAGUUCCUCAAGGUGGGCCAGAGGCUGACAGAGUAUGGAGUCCAUUUCCACCGAGUCCUUCCAGAGAAGAGGUCUCAGACAGGCAUCAUGCUGGGCGUCUACUCCAAAGGCGUGCACAUUUUUGAAGUCAUUAAUGGAAAUCGUACCCCCGUGCUUAAGUUCCCCUGGAGGGAAACCAAGAAGAUCUCCUUCGUAAAAAAGAAGAUUUGCCUUCAGAACACGUCCGACGAGAUUAAACACCUUUUCCAGACGGACAGCAGCAGGACGUGUCAGUAUCUGCUGCAGAUGUGCACAGAUCAACACAAGUUCAGCUUGCAGACAAAGGCGCGUCAAACCAACCAGGAGCUGCAAGAUCUGGAGAACAACCCUUUGAACAAUCUGCAGUAUUCCCUUGAUCCCACUGCGAGGUCGUUGGCUGCAGGCAACCUGGUCCCCAGCUUAUCGACACGCUCCAACCCGGACCACCUAAAGAGGAUCUCAUACUCAGAGGCGUCCCUAAACAUGGCACCGGCAGGCUCAGUGUUAGUCCACGACACGUUCCACCUUCCAGGUUUCAAUCCUAUCGCCUCCACAGCCUUUGCCAAGCCACGAUUAAUGAGUCGUUCUCACCACAACCUGGCACGGUUGUCCGAGUCCGUGGAGCACCGAAUGGACGAGUCAAACAGCAGGCUGGUCCAGCCACCGUCCAACCAAGUGGGCUCUCAUUUCCAGCAACAUCAGCGAGCCAACUCAGACACGGACUCCCUUGCACAGCAACAAGACAAGUCAUUUGGUGCAGUAUUCAAUAGCAACCCAUCCUGGCACCUCAGCCAGCCUAAAAAGGAAUCAGACUCUCCUUCCAUAAAAGAUGCAGGCCAAGCACAUGUUGUUGGCAUCAGUAUGCACAGUCCCUCUGGUCUGCCUUCAACCCCGACCUCUGUAAAUGAUUCUCUGAAGAAAAAGCUCAAUGAGAUGCCAUCUCCAGAGAGAGAAAUCACAAGUGUAAACCUGAAGAAAGAUGUUAAAUAUGGACUUGGAUUUCAGGUUGUUGGAGGGGAAUAUUCUGGCCGUGCCGACCUCAGUACUAUCAUUAGCUCCAUCACUCCUGGGGGUCCAGCUGAUCUUGAUGGCUGCCUUAAACCUGGUGACCGGCUGAUAUCUGUGAAUGAUUUAAACGUGGACGGACUUUCUCAUGCUGUUACGCUUGAUAUCCUUCAAAAUGUUCCUGAUGAUGUUACUCUGGUAGUGUCACAACCCAAAGAGAGGCUUUAUAAAGAUUCACCACCAGAAUAUGCUUCUCGUCAACCCAUGCCUUCAUUUAAGACACCUAACUGUGCUCAGAGACAAGAACUGAAUGUUGACUCUUCAUCAGAGGAAACGCAAGAAACUGGAAGCCCCAGCCCUCCCCUCCUCAAAGCUGCCACACUGUUAUCUGCCUCCUCUCCUGGGCACCAUAACACCAACUUCAGUUCUCAGGACUCUAAGCUGGGCAGUGCAGCUAAAGCCAGCCAGUCCCCUCUUGACAGAAUCCAGAAAUGUUUGGAAAGAGCUGCAGUGCCUUCUACAGCUGAAACCACGACCCAAAAUCAUGGAAAUGAACUCAAAUUGGGUUUGAAUCCCGUGCCACCGGCUCUGCCGCCUAAAGCUAGAAAAAUUAAACUUGCAGAAAUACCCAAAUUUUCUGAGCUUUCUGACAGGGGAGAUACAGACAUGGAUGAGGACACUUAUUCUAGUUAUCCAGAAAAGCUGAAGGUCAAAAAGGAAAACAUCACGGAAAAUAUAAACGGUAAUGCCCCAGGGGUCAAUGGUCUCCAUCCUGGAGAACUAUUUGACGUUGAGCUGUCCAAAACGGACAGCGGCCUGGGCAUAAAAGUCACGGUACUGUCCGACAAGGGGGGAACCAACACAUCCGUCCGGCAUGGAGGCAUCUACGUCAAAGGCAUUAUACCAAAAGGUGCUGCUGAGCUUGAUGGAAGAAUACAGAAAGGUGAUCGUGUUGUGGCCGUUAAUGGAAAGAGUCUGGAGGGAGCCACUCAUAAGGAGGCGGUCGAUGUCCUCCGAGAGACGGGGCAGACGGUGCAUUUGUUACUGGAGCGGGGUCAUCCUCCUGCGGACAGCACUCAUGCUCCCCUCACCCCUCAAAUCACUGCAAAUCGUGCGGCCAAUGGCCGUGAUCAAACCAAGGAUAAGGUGCAGCCUCCCGAGGCCAGAGAGAAACCAGAGUACAGCUUUGUCACAAAAGAUAACGUGUUUGAGGUGUGCCUGGUGAAGAACACAUCGGGUCUCGGCUUCAGCUUCAGUCGAGAGGAGCACGUUCCCGAUGAACCUCACAGCUCCAGCAUGGUGCGGGUAAAGAAGCUGUUUCCAGGUCAGCCUGCUGCGGAGAGUGGUCGGAUCAAAGUGGGCGACGUCAUCUUACGAGUCAAUCAAACCCACCUCAAAGGACUUUCACAACAUGAGGUCAUAUCAGCCCUGCGAGGAACUGGACAGGAGGUGACAUUGCUCCUCUGUAGACCUGAACAAGGCAUUCUGCGUGAGAUAGACUCCUCAGCCUUGACACCUAAGCCGUCACCCAGAAAGCAGCCUGCAAACCUCCCAGAGCCCAGCUUGAACUUGAGCAGGACUGCUUCUCCUCCACAAGGUCUCGUGAGUCAUGGUUCUGUGGAAAAGGCCCUGGAGAGGGUGCAGCUCAAAUCCCCCGCCCGCCACAACAGCUACAGCGAUAGUUCUGGUGAGGACGAGGAGGUAGAAGAAGCCUUUUCUUUGGAACGCAGCAGGCAAAACUGGGAGCAGAGUGUUUAUCACACCCCUGCUAGCAACCCAGGACUGGGACGCUACGACAGCACUGGUCAACUGGAUAACACCUUCCAGUCAGCUUUUUAUUCUCCAGACCUCUCAAUGACGAGGUCCGACCUAAAUAACAGAUCACCUGUCUCAGAGGACCUGGAGUCACCCUCUCUGACUGGGAUAUCAUCUGCCUGUGGUCCCAGCCCAGACCCCCUCCCCCCUCCGAUGCCGAUGCCUUUAAACUUCACAAUGUCAGACGACAGACGGAACAUGGGAGAAUUCAUCCCAGAGGUGGAGCUAAAAGUCUCUUUGAUGAAGUCGGAGACCGGCAGCCUCGGCUUCACCCUCACCAGAGGAAGUGACCUGGGAUGUUACGUCCAUGACAUCGUCCAGGAUCCGGCCAAAGGAGAUGGAAGACUUAGACCUGGAGACAGGAUGAUUAUGGUGAACAACACGGACGUGAGCAACAUGAACCACACCGAGGUGGUCAGUCUUGUGCGUGCCGCCCCUCGGCUGGUUGAUCUGAUUGUCGGAAGGAUCCUGCAGGCUCCAAACCCCCCCAUAGAAGCCCAUCUGCUGCCUGACAUUUGUUUCAAAAGCAAUGAAGAACCACUGGGAUUGGUCUUAGAUGGUGGUAGUGGCAGUGAUUAUGGAGUCUUAUUUGUGAGAGAUAUUGAACCUGGAUCUCUGGUCUUUAAGGAAGGAAGUCUAAGACCACUCGACUUAAUCCACUACAUUAACGGUGCUCCCACUCAGGACCUGACUCUCAGUGAGAGUAUUAGACUUCUGGAGCUCUCCCUUGACAACUUCUCGCUCAAGGCUACCAGGGAUGGAGAGCCCGUUACUCCUGAACAGAAAGGCGUCUCUUUUCUCAUGGACAGCAAGUUGUCCUCCAACACGAAUGGGUUCCCUAAAGGCUCAAAAGAUAAUGAGGGUCUUGAUGCACUUUGUCCUCCAGAGGAGGAGAUUAUAAAGUUGGACUUGGAGAAGCCGCCAUCAGGAGGUCUGGGUUUCUCUGUAAUCGGUGGGGAGAGGGGGAUCUUUGUCAAAUCCAUCGCACCAGGAGGAGUAGUAGAUACUUCAGGCAAGCUGCAAGUGGGAGACAGGCUGCUGAAGGUGAACGAGGAGCUGAUGAUAGGUGUGUCUCACGCCCAAGCCGUCACCACCAUUCGUAAAAUAAAAGGCCUGGUGCAUCUUAUUGUAUCUAGGCCGCAUGACCAGAACCCAAACACGUACCUGGCCUAUCUACCUAUCAACUCUGAUAAACACAAUGGUAGCACAGAUCUGGGUGAGGACAGUGGAGUGAAGACUAAGCUGUAUGCAGCAAAUAAUGAGCAGAAAUCCAGCAGCAUCCCUGCCAAACCUCCUAGAGACUAUAAAAGUGACCCACAGAAAAGAGAGGCUGAGCAGGCUGCAGAGCUCUCAGAGGACACAGACUGCGAUGGAUCCUCUUUACCGGAAGAUUCUCCUGUGAGUUCAAGGAGAGCAGGAUGGCAGGAGGAGAGUGUUGACACCCCAAGGAAUGAAAACAGCUAUCUGCAGAUGAGUGCUGGGCAGCCAGAAGAAGAUGACGUUACUUGGGGGAGCAAUGAAAUUCCCAUUGAAAUCAUAAACUCAAGAGAUAGUGGACCAAUCAUCACGAAGGACCAGCUGACCUCUCUGCCCCUCGUCAAAGUGGUCCCCCAUGGCCAAUACUCAGGAUCGAAGCUCAACUCUGUGGUCCGCAUGAUGAGGGGGCUUCUGGAGCAGAAAGUCCCACUGCAAGAAUUUGAAAAUCUUCAGAACCUUCAGCCACUGGAUGACUGCUUAAUCGGUCAGACUAAAGAGAACAAGAAGAAGAACCGCUACAAGAACAUUAUUCCCUUUGAUACAACUCGUGUGAUGCUCGGCCAAGACAGAGGUUACAUUAACGCUAACUUCAUUAACAUGCCGGUGAAGGAUGAGAACUUCCUUUACAUCGCCUGCCAGGGACCCUUACCCACCACACUGGCGGACUUCUGGCAAAUGGUCUGGGAGCAGAAGUCCGAUGUGAUUGCUAUGAUGACCCAGGAGGUGGAGGCUGGCAAAGUAAAGUGUCAGCGGUACUGGCCAGACACGCCGAGGUCAGCUGAGAUGGUGGAUGACAGGUUACAGAUUACACUAAUUAAAGAUCAGCAUCUGGACCACUUUAUCAUCCGACUCAUCGAGGUGAAAGACAUCCAGACUAAUGAAAGUCAGCUCGUAACUCAUCUGAACUACACCGGAUGGCCUGACCACGGCACGCCCUCCCAACCUGAACACCUUCUCAUGUUUAUCUCCUUCAUGCGGCACAUUCAUCGAUCGGGGCCGAUCAUCACGCACUGCAGCGCGGGGAUCGGCCGCUCGGGGGCCCUCAUCUGUAUAGACGUGGUUCUGGGCCUCAUCAGUAAAGAUGCAGACUUUGAUAUUUCAGAUGUUGUAAGAAACAUGAGACUCCAGAGACAUGGAAUGGUCCAGACAGAGGAACAGUAUAUUUUCUGCUAUCAAGUCAUCCUCUACGUCCUAAGAUGCCUUCAAGUCGAAGAAAACGUCUCUGGAUAGUACAAACAGCAGUUUGCUGUAAUUUAAAGACAGAUUGACUUUUUUUUGGUUAUAAAGAACAACGCAGAACAAAAUGUUGAUAUGGGCAAGAAUUGCCAAAUGAUGUUUUUUUUUCCUAAAGUUAUUUGGUACCAUACGAAGAAAUCUUUUAAGAAGUUUAUAUUUUUGUUUAUUUUUAAAAACAAUUCUGGCUGCUGCUCCCUUUCUGUGCAUUUUUAAAAGCUGCUGAUUUUACUUAUUGUUACACACAAGAGAAUACUAAGUUGUUUUUCUUUUUGUGAUGUUUUUUUAAAUGAAUAUGAAACGAUCAAUGAUUCCAUUAAUUUUAUGUGGAACUUUUUUGUGUAUUUUGA